Messenger RNA from Neurospora tetraspora, 273 nucleotides. RefSeq lists its product as uncharacterized. Lineage: Eukaryota; Fungi; Ascomycota; Sordariomycetes; Sordariales; Sordariaceae. Bases 1 to 273 code for a protein of 90 amino acids. The transcript is spliced from 2 exons. The record is from RefSeq and is a predicted model, not a curated record.
AUGACUUGGAAAAGCCCACCCGAGGCCUCAGACGAGGAGCGCCUCCUCCAUCAAACAGACGAAGACAACUCGUCGUUCAGGGAUCCACCAAGACCACCCGCCGACGAUGUAAUCUCAUGCGAGACUGUCGUCUUCCACAGCGGCCUACACCUAGACAGGACCGAAUACCAAGGCCCUUCCGAUGAGGUCAAGGCCAACUGGGAAGCCCUGUACAACAGUAAGAGGCUCCCCUUGCCCACCCCUCCCACAGUACUCCCAUCUGAUCGAGUUUGA